This is a messenger RNA of Punica granatum (pomegranate), 1974 nucleotides long. The record is from RefSeq and is a predicted model, not a curated record. Lineage: Eukaryota; Viridiplantae; Streptophyta; Magnoliopsida; Myrtales; Lythraceae.
UAAUAGAUUCAGAAAAUACAACACUUUAUCCAUUUCCAUAGGUCAGAGACGACUUUGCAAAGGCAAUAAUGGCCUCUGCAAUUCAUCCUCCUCCAUGCUCUUCAUCUUCCAUGCUGCUGCCUCCACUUCAUGGACGUUGUAGCUCGGGGAGGUUACUCUCGAUGAGUCCGCUACAUCGUCGAGUGGAAUAUAGGACAACGCUAAGGAGGAAAACGGCUGUCUGCCGGAGCAGUAGAGGUGACCCGAAAACUGGUUCUGGCUCUGCAGAACGACUUUAUCUCGGGAUGGACUUCGGCACCUCCGGGGCUAGAUUUGCUGUGAUCGACGAGCACGGCGUGAUUCGUGCCGAGGGGAAGAGGGAGUGCCCUGUCUACAUGAGUGAUGAGUCCAUGGACUGGGUUCGUUCAUGGAAAGUGACUCUUCUCUCACUACUUGAGGACAUUCCUCUCUAUCUCCGUCCGCUUAUCGCUUCUAUAUCGGUCGAUGGAACUUCUGCAACCACUAUGCUAAUUGAUGGCAACUCCGGGGAGAUGCUCGGAAGACCUUUGCUUUACAAUGAGAGUUGUGCUGAUGCAUUGCCAGAGGUGAAGUCCAUUGCUCCUGAGAACCACACGGUCUGCUCAGGUUCCUCGACCCUCUGCAAGCUCGUAUCUUGGUGGAACGUCAAUGACUCGAACAAACAAUCCGUGUUGCUGUUGCACCAAGCUGAUUGGUUGCUGUGGCUUCUGCACGGGAAGCUUGGAAUUUCUGACUACAACAACGCACUUAAGGUGGGCUAUGAUCCUGAAAUCGAGUCAUAUCCCGCCUGGCUGCUUUCUCAACCGUAUUCACGAGCUCUGCCUUCUGUCACGGCUCCUGGGACUCCGAUUGGCCCUUUAAAAGAGGACAUACUUUUGCAAUAUGGUUUCUCCAAGGACUGUGUAGUUUGUACUGGAACGACAGAUAGCAUAGCUGCGUUUCUUGCUGGAAGGGCUACAAAACCCGGAAAAGCUGUAACCUCAUUGGGAUCAACACUUGCUAUAAAGCUACUGAGCACCAGUAGGAUCGAAGAUGCACGAUAUGGGGUCUACAGUCACCGUCUCGAUGACAAGUGGCUUGUCGGUGGUGCUUCUAAUAUUGGCGGGGCAGUGCUCAGACAGAUUUUCACAGAUGAGCAGCUCGAGAAACUGAGCGAACAGAUCGAUCCCAUGGUAGCCUCUCCACUCGACUAUUACCCUCUGCAGACGACCGGUGAGAGGUUUCCAGUGGCAGAUCCAAACAUGGAACCAAAGCUGCAUCCGCGCCCGAAGAGUGAUGUGGAGUACUUGCAUGGCAUACUUGAGUCCAUUGCUCGAAUUGAGGCAAAAGCUUACAACUUGCUGAAGGAUCUCGGGGCAACACCAGUCGAGGAAGUGUUCACGGCAGGAGGGGGCGCAAAGAAUGAGAAGUGGAUAAAGAUACGGGAGAGGGUGCUCGGGGUGCCGGUGAGUCGGGCCCUGCAGACAGAGGCUGCUUAUGGUGCCGCUCUGCUCGCACUGCAGGGCUGGGGGAAGGACACUGUGGCAUCAGUGUAGCGGACGGUACAUUACUGUGAUUUCACUGCGACUUUUUGUUCGUGAAUCCAACAAUUUACAAGAGCUGUUCUGUUAUUCUUGUUAUUCAACUAGAGAAGUAUCUAACUUUGAUGUAAAAACCCGUAUCAUAGAUGCUGAAUGUGCCUUUGUUCUCAGCCAACACAUGCUCUAUAGUUAACACCACCAUUCUAGAGUCCCAAGGUGAAAGAGUGAGUAGGGUCCCUGCAGAUAGAGAUCAAUAAGGUCACCGUGUACCCAUUAGUCUCAGUCCAAAUCCUGAACCAUGCAUCCCACAACCCACGUCAUUAGGCCAUGGAAACAGCUGAGAGGAUGGCUGUGGCUUCAACUCGAGUUGAAAAGGACCAAUGGAGUGUCAAAGUUGUCUAUUAUUAUACAUGAGAAUGUGUUGCACGCCUUAUUC